Molecule: messenger RNA, 2339 nt
Organism: Anneissia japonica
Lineage: Eukaryota; Metazoa; Echinodermata; Crinoidea; Comatulida; Comatulidae
Product: WASH complex subunit 1-like
Exons: 4
Coding region: 388-1782 (464 amino acids)
Biological process (GO): endocytic recycling; retrograde transport, endosome to Golgi; exocytosis
Cellular component (GO): WASH complex; recycling endosome; early endosome
Molecular function (GO): actin binding; alpha-tubulin binding; gamma-tubulin binding
Source: RefSeq, a predicted model, not a curated record
UAACCACAUUUAGGUUUUGUGUUUUAUAUUUUACUGAACUGUGUGACAAGAUCGUUCUUAGACACCACCAACCAUUCUGAAUCACAUUAUUAUGAUAUCCAGGCAGGCUGCAGGCAGAGAGAAGAGAUUGAGACUGAGAGAAAAGCCUAAUCAGUUGGCCUAGGCCUAGCCGGAAAGAAAGGAGAGGCUAGCUAUGCUUAGGGCCUAGGCCUAGUCCUUGGGACUGAGACCAGCUUAGCUCGGUUUAAACUGGUAGUAGGAGCCACUGUGUAUUCGCUGAACAGUGAAGAUCUUUGACCCCGGUUCAAAUAUGCAAGAUCAGCUCUGAAUUAACUCUGCUACAUGUCAUAGAGCAUUCAUAUCAACACAUUUACUACAAGUUUCAUCAUGCCUGGACAUGUUUAUACUGUCUCCAUAAUUCCCUCGGACUUAAGGAGGGAAGAAACUAUACUAAGAAUAGCAGAUACCUUAGAACAUCUUGAAAAAAUAGCGAACGAUGUCUUCAAUCGCAUCAGUGACAGAGUAUCGAUGGAUCAUGCCAAACUCAAGCAAAUUAAUCAAAGACUGGAGGUAGCUCAGCUGAAAGUUGACAAGAUGAGAAACAGUAAAAAAGCAACCAAGGUCUUCUCAAGUGCAAAAUAUCCAGCCCCUGAGCGGCCAGAGAUCUAUGCAUCCUUAUUCGACGAAGACACAGAACUUUCAGCCCUAAAAGUACCAUUUAGGAGAAUGCAUACAAAACAUCAGGCAGUGGAUGCAAAAUCGCUGAAGGAGAAGUUGCAGUUUUACAAUGUACAAAUCAACCCUCGUAAAAAGGAGAAAUCAGAGGAGCAUUCAGCAGAAGGGCUUGGCGGAUUACCAAAAAAUAUGGAAUCGAUAAACUCUUUACUGCUGUUUAACACAAGUGAAAAUCCUUAUAAGAAAUAUGUGAUGAUUGAUCCACUUGGGGCAGUGACAAAAACUCGCAAGGCAAUAGAGGAAGAACAAGAGGAGAUUGGUGCUGCACCUAUCACCAUCACCCAGCAGGAGCAGAUGGAGAGAAUGACAGCUGAAAAUUAUUUUUACAUACCAAAUCUUGGAGAUGUUCCUGAAAUUGAUGUACCUGUUUAUCUUCCUGAUCUGCCAGGUGUGGCUGAUGAUGUGUCCUAUAAUGCAGAUCUUGGACCCUCUAUUGCACCAUCUGUACCUGGUAGCAACCUUCCAGACCUUCCCAGUGUAGUAUUGGCAAUUGAGGAUUCUGCCCCAUCUAACCUGCCAGCUCUACCAGCUCCAGAAGGUAGCAUGCCACCACCACCACCUCCUCCAACUGCAGGUCCACCCCCACCGCCACCACCUCCUCCACCAGAAGCAUCUAUGGCUCCACCACCACCGCCACCACCACCAGUUUCAGAAGCACGUGCUGGUGAGGAUGUCACAAUGAGGGAGAAACCGGCAGCUGCAAAGGGAGGCGAUGAUCAAAGAGCCAGUCUGCUAGAAUCCAUCAGAGCUGCUGGUGGUUCUGGUAAAGCAAAGUUAAAGAAAAUGACGGAACGCAAAAUGGAAAAGAAGAAAAAGCAAACUGCUCCAGCACCUGCUGGUGGCGACCUCAUGUCUGACCUAUUCAAUAAGCUGACCAUGCGACGUAAAGGAAUAUCAGGAGCUCGGACUGAUGGUGGCAGUGGCGGCGGUAGUGGUGGAACCAAGGACAACUCUGCUAUGGACAAGAUUUCAUCUAUGAUACCUGCCCCACCAAAGAUGUCAACAACAACACAGCAAGUCUCGCAAGAUGACGAUGACUGGGAGUAGGCCUAAAAUUUCAAUUAUUAUUAAAAUAUGGCACAUUAACCGUACUUAAAAUAUUCUUCAACCAAUUGGUAUUUUUUUUAAUUUUUUUUAUUUUUCAAAAAUAAUCUUCUAUGUUGAUACAUUUUAUAUAGUCCCUGUUAUAAACAAAUAUAAGUAACUAACACUAAGGGUGGACAAUGGAACAGACAUAACUGUGAAAAGAAAUUUUAUUGCAUAAAUGAUUUAACAAGUUAUAUUUUCAUUGCGGAUUUUUUGGGCUCAAUACGGACUCUCCAAAAGCAUGCAUUUUCUUUUAGUUUUAAGGCGUAUGCGGAUUUUAUAAGUCCGCAAUGACUAUAUAACAUGUUAUUUGAAAUUUGAUGGAUCAUCAUACAUUAUUAUUUUUGUCAUUUGAAACAUCUUAAACUACUACGCCACAGCUCCAUCAGAAUUAUUACCAUAUUUAUUUCAAUAAUGCCCUGGGUCGUUUUAUUGUUGAGAAGGGUUUUUAGUGGGCGUUUAUUCGAGGGAGGCAUUUAUUUUUUUUGGUUUAAAAGGGAUACGUAUAUACUCAAAAA